CUGGAUGCGAAGUUUACGAAGUUGCUCGACUGCUUGUAGUCUGAUUAAACUUGCGGCGAAGUUUUAACGCAUUCUGACGCUUCAAGAGUUAUUAAACAUAUUAAUUUUGUUCAUAUAUUCAUUUCUGUGCUCUGAUUUUGUUCGCGCAUCAGAAAAGACAAUUUCUCGUAAUGGACUCUCUUAAAAAAAACUGGUUUACUGAGGCAUGCGAAUUAUGGCCCGGAGGCACGUUUUCGUUCGAAGUGAAGGAGGUGCUUUGUGAUGAGAAAUCUGAAUACCAACAUGUUCAAGUUUUUGAUACUACAAGUUUAGGUAAAGUUUUGGUACUGGAUGGGAUCAUACAGUGUACUGAAAAAGACGAAUUUUCUUAUCAGGAGAUGAUAUCAUUCCUGCCUUUAUGUUGCCACAAAAAUCCUGAAAAAGUACUAAUUGUGGGUGGAGGUGAUGGCGGAGUAGCCAGAGAAGUUGCCAAGCAUCCCAAAGUGAAACAAAUUGUUCAGGUGGAAAUCGACGCAAAAGUAAUAGAAGUAUCAAAGAAACACCUCCCCUUCAUGGCCGUAGGCUUCGACAGUCCAAAGCUGACGCUGCACGUUGGCGACGGCUUCGACUUUAUGAAGCAUCACAGCGCUGAGUUUGACGUGAUCAUCACCGACAGCAGCGACCCCGUCGGCCCGGCCGUCACUCUGUUCCAAGAGAAUUACUUCAGCUUAAUGAAGAGUGCCUUGAGGGAGGGCGGUAUUGUGUGCUCGCAGGCGGGUACUAUUUGGAAUGACUUGCAACUUGUCAGGAGUACACUGAGCCAUUGCAGAAAACAGUUCCCCUCAGCGGCUUACGCCUACGCGUCAGUACCGACUUACCCGUCCGGCCAGAUCGGGUUCGUGAUCGGUUCUCUCACCCCCGACGCGCGUUUCGACGUUCCCACCAUUACCUUUACUAAAGACGAGGAAGCCGCCAUGAAGCUGAGGUACUACAACUCGGAGGUGCACAAGGCUGCGUUCGUGCUGCCGACGUUUGUUAAAUAUCAGCUCGCGUAGGUACUUAACUCGGAACGGGUCUAGUUAACGGUACAUUUAAGCAUAGUUCACUUGUAUAAUGAUAUUGCUCUUAAAGAAAUGCCCACUGCGUCGCAUGCGCGACGUAAGUCAUAUGCAUAGUCUUUAGUUGUCAAGCCAAGCCAGUUUGAGAUUCUAUUAUAUUAGAAACCGCAAACUGGAGGCGCCAUAAAAGAAGGCUCAGAAGGCUAGAGUCGGACCAAGCUAACUUUGCAAGCCUUCUUUGUACUAACCAGCGGCAUUAUCCACCUGCCUCAUUAUAUACCUACACUACAGUUCAUUAUGUAUCAACUGCUUUGGACCAUUGGGAUGACAAUAGAUAAACAUUAAAUAGCGUUCGGGCACCUCCGGUUUGCGGUUUCUAAUACAAUAGACAAUAAUAGGUAUAUUAAUCCCAAACUAGCUCGACUUGAAAACUAGACUAUACCAAGGACCAUCCAUGACCAUACUUUCGUAGCGUGUGCCACAGUGGGAAGUGAAAUUUAUAAGUAGUCCACUGACUCUAAAUUAUGAUUAUUAUGAAAUAACAAAUUUAGUAUUUUCUCUCGAUUAUGAACAGUUUUAUUAUAACAAUUUCAAAUGUGAAAUACCCCUAGUUUUUAUACCUAUUUAGGUAUAGCGAAUGCAAUAAGGAAAGGCAUAUCAUUCUGUUGUUGUUUAUAGAUGUUUUCACUGUUGGCUAAUUGUUAAUUUAUAGUUAUUCGUUAAGACAUUAAAAUUUUGUACUCCGUACCAAACUUUGUUCAUUGAGCAUUUAUUUUUUAUACUGUCUAAAAAAUUUAUUUUUAUACAACUGUUCCAAAUUGUUCCAUAUCUUUGAAAACGAAGGUACUGAUUAUUUUAAUAGGGCUAUGGUUAUAAUGUAAGACUGAAUGUUAUAAGGCCAUACAUAUAUGUACGCUUUGAUAUUUGCGAAGACGCGUCUGAAUAGUCUGAAGCUUGUCUCAUUUCUGACAUUCCAUAUUUUUUAUUACCAAACAUAACGUACAAGCUUACUUAUAAUAUUAUACAAAUAAGUAUACAAUAUUGUAGUGAAUUUAAUAAAUAAAAUGCAUUUAGACUAUUGGGAAAGAUUUGCUCAGAAUCUAUAUAAUACGACAUUUUUAUACAUAUUUUUGUAUACCUAUUUAUAAAACAUUUAUGUACAAGUUACAUCGAUAACAAUAAAUUAUGUUUUUUA
Molecule: messenger RNA, 2232 nt
Organism: Cydia strobilella
Lineage: Eukaryota; Metazoa; Arthropoda; Insecta; Lepidoptera; Tortricidae
Gene: SpdS
Product: spermidine synthase
Exons: 5
Coding region: 171-1034 (287 amino acids)
Molecular function (GO): catalytic activity
Source: RefSeq, a predicted model, not a curated record